CAUUUAAUUCCCACUUUAUGUCCCAGCAAUGCCUUCUCCAGAUACUUUUCCCAGCAAAUCAACAUCCCCCACUGAACUACCAGACAUAAUCAAACAGUUCACCAAAGCUGCCAUCAGAACCCAACCCUGGGAUGUACUAGCUACGUGUAUCUGUUGUUGUUAUAUCGGGUACUUCUCUGCCCUGUCCAAAGGAGACAUUCUACCAACCAAGGAGAGGCUGGAGAGGCCUGUCGCCACACAGAAGACAGAUACCGGACUAACUCCAGGCCUGCUCAAGGUCCUAAACAAACAGAUACUCAGUAACCCACAGAAUGACACCAGGCCUCCUCUCUCAUAUUUGGUACUCUAGCUUGCCCCUAUUAAAACUGUCCACGGUAGUUGAAACAUUGAGAGGAACCAAGCUAAUUGAACCCCUGUUCUCCCUCCUCUCUCCAUGUAUGUUUCUAGCCUAUUCCCGAGACAAUCAGUAUGGAGGAGCUGCAGCAGAAGUGGAAGGGUCUGUGUCAUCCCUCAGAGCAGCUGGACUCUGCUGGCCCUGGGGAACUUCUUCGCCAACAUCCACUGGAUGCAGUUAUUCGCUCUGUAAGGGGUGAUUGACUGGUUCCCAUAUGUCAGUCAGUCUCCAGAGAGAAAAUGUGGUGUAGUUCUUAUAAGUACCACAUGGAGGCAGUAUUGCACUGUCUUGAUGACCCAGGGUUUACUGACUUUUCUGUGUGUGUUCAGAUCUUCAAUGCCCUGAGGUAUGCGUGUGAAAUCCUGACAGAGUAUGAGGGGGGUGGAGCGGCGACGAUGCCCUUUCAUCUGUUCGCAGGGCUGUACACCUACCUGGCCCACCUGGGCGGAGAGAUCCCCAGGACCAGAUAGACAGCUUCCUAAGCAGCCUGCAGAAGCCUGUCUGAGUACACUACCCUACACAUACUUUCUCUAUCACUCUGUAGCUGUCUGUCAGUCUCUCUCAAUAUCUAUCCCCCUCUGUCUCUACCUCUCUCAUACUAUCUAUCCUGUUGUUCAUUAGCCGUAUAGGCCUAGUACAGUAGUCACAUUGGUUUGUAGGGCGAGAACAUACCUGUAGUAUUCACAGCAUAUCUGUACUGUGGAUGGGACAUUACAUUACAAAGGCGGUCAAUACCCUCUCAAAUAUCCUAACCCUAAUUCUAUUGGCUAUCAUUGCGUAAGAUCUGAUUACGUUAUCAAACACUGCCUAAGACGAUUGGGAAUAUACCCUCAACAUGAGAUGGUAGAGAUACUGUAGUUAUAAUCAUAGAUUUGAUAGUAAGCAGCAUGAAAUGGUUCUAAAACAAGGCAUUAAUGUUUACACCACCAAACAGAAUGACAUGAUUCAGGUGACUAACUUCUACAGCGGCAAAAACUGAGAAUAGGAGAGGGAGAGAGACGAUAGGGAAGAGGAGAAGGAAGAAACUGAGCAUAGCAGGAAAAAAGGGUUUAAUACUUACUCUACAAAUACAUUCUCAAAAUCAACAUGAAUUCAGGAUCAGUGAUGUUCUUCUCUAUUAAUGCUCAGAUUUGGACAAUAAUAAUAAAUAAUAGCCAGUGCUUGAAUUAUAUCUCAAACUGAAUGCUCUCACGGUCAUUGAGUUUGGUCCAUAUCUUAUUGAGAGUUGCUGUGAUAUUACAUGGAAGGCUACUGUAUGUAAGUUAGUAUCACUGGAUCCAAUGACACCCGCUUCUGUCAUGACAGGUUAGUCGAUAGUUAAUUUGUCAUGCUCAUGGCUUAUCAGUCAAGUGCCUGUUGCAUUCUCUUUCCACUUGGCAUAUUCUGUGAGAGGUUCUGAGACAGAGCGAUUGUCAGCUCUUGUGAAAUGGAGAUAGUGUUGGUAUCAGUGGUCCUCUCGACAAUAGAACAGACACUGAUAAGGCUAGUGUGAGUGAGAGAGCCCCCAGAUCAUCUGUUCAAAGCUAACACACACACUGGUACACAGUAGCACAUGCUGUAAUACACAGAAGAUUGCCUGUGUGUGAUAGUGAAAGCCAGAGAACACAUCACUGCAGUGGUGGAACACAGGAAUCAAAACAGAUAAUCUCUCACUUUCUGUUUUCCCAUACAGUCGUCAUGUAGGAUGAGGAAAUAUUACAAGGAAUUGACAUCUAUGUUUGACAAUGUAUCGAGAACUCUCAUUGCAUAUACCAGUUGACUGCUUGCAGCAUAGUAAAAUCAUCUCUCUAUCAUGAAGCAGCCUAGGUAGAUACA
Messenger RNA from Salvelinus sp. IW2-2015, 2209 nucleotides. Its product is annotated as ropporin-1-like protein. The record is from RefSeq and is a predicted model, not a curated record. Lineage: Eukaryota; Metazoa; Chordata; Actinopteri; Salmoniformes; Salmonidae.